Humulus lupulus (European hop) is the source of this 762-nucleotide messenger RNA. RefSeq lists its product as uncharacterized. Bases 89 to 553 code for a protein of 154 amino acids. Lineage: Eukaryota; Viridiplantae; Streptophyta; Magnoliopsida; Rosales; Cannabaceae. The record is from RefSeq and is a predicted model, not a curated record. The transcript is spliced from 2 exons.
GUCCUACCCUGACUCCUGAGCUAGAUAUUUGUCUGUCUAAAUUAAACGACUUUUGCAAGCAGAAAACAAAGCUACUUAAAUAUUACAUAUGGAAAUCCUAAGAAAGAGUAGUACUUCAUGUACUAUUGGUUUUUCUAGGAUGACCAGAGCUUGUCUUUCCACGGCUUAUGAACGCGCACAGAAAUUAGGAGGAAGAGGUGAGGGAGAAUCAACGACAGAUCACACCAAAAACGACGUCGUUUCUGGAAGUAAUAUUGAACGGAAAAGCGGUGAUCACAAGAUUGAGGAUGAGAGUGGUAUUAGGGGAUUUGUUGCAGAUAAAGCAAGAGAAGGGGCAAUAGGAGCGAGAAAAGUAGCCGAAAACAUGGGGGAUUUGGCUAAGGAAACUAUGGACACAGCAUGGGACUCGGCAAACAAUACAACUCAAAAUGUCCAAGACACAUUGAUCGCCACAGCUGACAAAAAUGUUGUUGAUACAACUGAGUAUAGAUCAAUUGAAGAUCUAAACAAUUCUGUCCAACCUAAUCAGGAUCAUCAUCAUCCAACCCCUUGAUCAGAUACUUUGAAUUUAAAUAUAUUUUAAUGUACAGUGUGUCUUUCUUUGGUUUAGCCGAUCAUAGCUUAUUAUUAUUAGUAUUAUUCACAUUACUGGUACAGUUAAGUGCAUAUAUAUAGUGUCACGUCUUGUAUAUAUCACACUGCAUGUGUUGAUAUUUUUAUUUAGUAUCUGGCAUAUAUAUAUAUAGCAGAUAGCUAGUAGAC